AGUACAUGCAUCCGAUCUUGCGGAUGUGCUCGAAGAAGACGGCUGCUGCGCCCAGCACCAGGAUGGACACUGCGCACAACAUGGAGAGAUGACGUGAGCACCGCAGCAAGGAGGAAGCAGGGACGGAGGAGCAGGGUUUGGGGGAAAAGGGGAGGGCGGUACGAGGGUGGCGAGGAGGAGGGUCAGCGAGAGGGAGGCCGGGAGAAGGCCGCGACGGCAGAGAGAGGCCAGGCGGCAGCCAUCAUCAUGGUCCCGACGGCCGGCCGAUGCCGAGUCCACCUGCUGCUAUGCUGUUGGAGUGGGCUUUCUAGUGGGGGAGAUCUGGACGCUAAGGCCCACUUUGGCAGCACGGAAUCCCAGAGGGAUACCGGCCUUUUCCUCGGAAAAGAAGCCCACGCGGCGAUUUUCCACGGGCCGCGACACAUGUCCAUUUGGAAGCCCACCACUCGCGCCUCUCGGCCCUGUGGGAGCCGGGUUUUCGUGGGGAUACAUCUCCGGCCUGCUGACACCGGGCGAUAUUCCCCGAGUCGUCUUGGCUCCUCGAGACCUCGACUCGACUUCUUCCUUCGACGCCGCCCGUCCGUCCUCGCCUCUCCUCCGACGCCGCCCGUCCGUCCUCGCCUCUCCUCCGACGCCGCCCCUCCGUCCUCGCGUCUCCUCCGUCGCCAUCGCCCAUGCGGCAGCAGCACCUCCGUCUCUACAGGUCUUGGGGCUGCGGACGGCCGCAUCUUCCUCCCUCCACCCGUGCAUCCACUCGUGCAACUCUUCAUUCGCCGCUCGCUGAUCCGACCGUGCCAGUUCAAUCACUGCUCCGUGACUGGCCGGCCUCGUCCCAAGAUCCGGUACGAGCUCUGGGUGAUGUAUGAUUUGAGAAGAAAAAUGCAGUUGCAGUGCGUGAGAAGCUUAUGAAAGGAAUUAAACCAAAAUUUAUUUUUUGAUGUCUUGGAUAUCUGGAUGGAGAUGAUCUAUGAUUUGGUGACGAUUGAAUUAGCUAGAUUGAAUUUGCCACUUGGAUUAAACUUUCUAUGUAUUGGACUAUGCCAACUAAUUUUGGUCUUAUGAUUUUUCAUGCAUUAUUUUCAUGAAAAUGUUGUGGUUGGCAUUGAUC
Messenger RNA from Sorghum bicolor (sorghum), 1108 nucleotides. RefSeq lists its product as uncharacterized. Bases 247 to 909 code for a protein of 220 amino acids. The transcript has 3 exons. The record is from RefSeq and is a predicted model, not a curated record. Lineage: Eukaryota; Viridiplantae; Streptophyta; Magnoliopsida; Poales; Poaceae.